Molecule: messenger RNA, 1020 nt
Organism: Funneliformis mosseae
Lineage: Eukaryota; Fungi; Glomeromycota; Glomeromycetes; Glomerales; Glomeraceae
Source: the annotation of a GenBank genome assembly
AUGAGUGAAAUUAUUAAUACAUUUGUAUGGGAGAUUGGAAGUUUUCAAGAUUAUGUAAAGAGCAUUAGAUAUGGAAAAUAUAUACAAAGUCAUAUAUUUCGCAUACCUCAAAGAACGUUCAACAAGGAACAAGGUGAAGAAGGUGAUGAUUCAACUGAUUCAACCACUCUAUGGCGUUUAUUAAUAUACCCAAACGGAUACACCGCCUCGAACCACAUUUCCUUAUAUCUUGAAGCUAUUAAAACGCCGUAUGAGAUAAUUAAGGGCAUUGAUAAGAGAAAUCAAAUAUAUCAUAUUGGGAUUGGAAUAUCCAACACCAGUUUGAAUUUUCGAUUAUCAAGGGAUUUGAUUCAUCAAAGAACUUCCAACAAAGUCACUUUUGAUUUAAGUAAGGAAUCACCAUCAUGGGGAUUUAAUAAAUUCAUCUCUUUAGAUUCGAUUUUCCCAGUUGGCGAUAAAUCAAAGAAGGUUGAAUUAUUCAUUCAAGUGACCAUUCUAGAUGAUAAACCUGUUGAAAAAGAGAAAUAUUAUGGACAACUUGAAAAAUGGUUUGAGUAUGAAAAUUUUACGGAUGUGGAAUUUAUUCUAGAUUGUGGAUCGAGGAUCAAGGCACAUCGUAUCAUACUCGCGUCCAAUUCAGAAUACUUUAGAAACAUGUUACAAGGUGGAUGGAAAGAACAACAUAUGAAAUCCAUACCCAUCAAAGAAACAAGGUUUGAAAUAUUUCGUACGAUUCUUUAUUACCUAUAUUCGGGCAAGCUGAUGGAUACGAGUCUUGUUACCCUCUGUGACGUUUUUCGUCAGGGUGACAUGAUGAUGUUGGAUGAUAUGAAGGCUUUAAUUGCAAGGAAGUUGAAAAAGUUGAUAAACGAAGAUAUCUGGGAUGAAAUCUUGUUAUUGGCAUGGGAGACAAAAGACCUUCAAUUGAAAAACAUUGGGUUGGAAUACGCGAUGGAUAAUUGGGAAAGGGUGAAAAAAAGGAAAAGGAUUGACCCGCUUAUUUGCAACAUGUUUUGUUGA